Messenger RNA from Mytilus californianus (California mussel), 3535 nucleotides. RefSeq lists its product as uncharacterized. The transcript has 3 exons. NCBI's taxonomy places the organism in Eukaryota, Metazoa, Mollusca, Bivalvia, Mytilida, Mytilidae. The record is from RefSeq and is a predicted model, not a curated record. Bases 603 to 1517 code for a protein of 304 amino acids.
ACGAUCACUGCACGCAUUUAAAUAAUUUUGUCUAAAGAUCAAAUUUUAAUUUGUUGAAUACUAACCAGGGGUUACAUAUAUAGAUUCAACGAUAAACGUUAGACUUAAAGCGCUAUUCAUAUUCGUAUAUAUUUUGGACGUUUUCUUAUGAAUAUAUGUAAAUAAUAAUUUCCGACUGCUCUUGUUUUAUAAAGUUGUGUUUAAUGAUGUAUUCAAUCACAUCAUUUCAAAAGUGUGACGAAGACAAAUUGACAGUAUAUAUACAAUCUUACUAUUAGCCGUACGAAGCUUGUAACUAGGGAAUACGCCUUUGACCGACUGAUGGACAUUUAUGCAGUAAUCAUAACUACGAAUGUGUAUAGAAAGAUAAAUGUUUUGGAUUUUCUAUUGUGUCUUUUGAAGGUUUUUCUUAUUUUCAAGAAACUGUGACGAGUAGGUAUAGACAACACAGCAACGCAUAUGACUAUGAUUGAAUGAGGGCAAAAGAAAAUAAAAAAAAAACGUUAUAAAAAAACCUUGAACAAACAAUAUAAUUAGCCAUUAACAUUUGGAUAAAUAGUCAACAGUGAAUAUUCUCUCGAUAUAAAAAAAAUACACUUAAGAUGGCCGAGCGUUCGCGUUCACGAUCUAGGCAUGCUUUGAGGUCACCUAGAAUUAGAGCUUCACGUAAUCAAUAUUCUCCCGAGGGCAAUCGAGACAAUGUUUGUAUAGAGGAAGUAGACUACUCAUCGGAAUAUGAAGUUCAACAUCGGCCUACGCGCAAUGUCAGUUGUCAGACGAGAACAAAAUACGUGUUGAAACCGCAUCCUAAUCAAAAAAGCCAUUUGCGUAAUGAGCAUCCUAUUGGGUAUAUAACGAAAAAAGAAUCACUCGAUGAAAGGGGAUUUCAAAGACAAGAUUAUAAAGACUCCCAACAAGAAUAUGUAAUGCGACGUCCGUCAACGCGCAACGUCCGUUGUCAGAUGACAACACAUUACACAAUACAACCACAGCGUAAACAGAGAAAGAAAUUACACAAGAAAAUUCCAGUCUUUCUUCAUCCUGACACACCUUCUCCGAGAUCUCUGACUCCAUUAUCCGACAACAUUGAAGUAAUAAUUUAUUACGAUAAAGAUUUCGAAUCAUUGUACCCGAAGUCACGUAAAAACAGUCGUCAGUUCGUUCAUUAUAUAGAUUUGAGACAACCUACAGACACAUUACAGCCAAAACCAAUUGAAGUAUUUGGACUUGCUAUCAUAUCUCAGCUGAAGAAAGACGGGUAUAUAUAUGAUAAAGUCACGGAUGAUGAAGAAUUGAAUACCAGAAACAGCCCUAUGGAAAAUCCUAUAGAAAGACGGGUAUAUAUAUAUGAUAAAGUCACGGAUGAUGGAGAAAUAAAUACAAGGAACAGCUCUAUGGAAAGACAUGGACCUGCGGAGAGAUUCUGUCACGAAAGACAGCAAUUACAAAACUCCAAUUUAUCGGCAGAACAGAAAAAGAACGUUAUUUAUCAAACCAUUGUGUAUGAUUAUAGAUAAAUGACGUACAUUUAUAUGAAGUAACAUAUUAUUUUAUUGUCAAUGGUGUAAGGUUCAUACCUUUGCAUGACUAGCAUACUUAACAUGCUAUUUUCAUAUCAAUUAUGUAUUUUAUAACAAUGUUGUUUCUUUUAAACUAAGGUGUAAACUCUAAGUUGGCCAUAUAUAGUUUAGGUUGUGAUUUUUUUGUUUUUUAUCCUUCCUAAUUUUUAAUUUCGGGAGAAAUGAUUAUUGUACAAACAUGUAGGUUAAGGGAAAAUUUUCGAUUUUUUACUUAUCAUAUAAAUUAUGUUUAUUAUACCAAUAACCCCACAUUUACAGAUUUUAAAAUUUAUAUUCCCUCUAAAAAUGGUGAAUACAGUUUUCCAAGGUACGAAAUCGAUUAUUCGUAACUUUUUGUUGUUGAUAUGGUCACCGGCCUGUGACACUUUAGCCUGAUAUGAAAUACUAGGUAGUAUGUAGAAAUCAUUAGUAUAUUCAUAACUUCGACGUAGCAAACAAGUUAGAUAUGGAUCUGACAUUAUAUCAGAUCAGUUCCGGAGGUUUCCCUGUUAUGUUCAAUAUACAUAUAUUCUAAAUUGGUACGUUACUUUAUAUCUGUAUUAAGCAAAGAUCUACAAGUGCGUACAUUUUUGUGCAAUAAAUAUUAAUGUGUUUCAAAUUUUCCCUGAAUAUGAUAAAGACAUAUUAGACGAUUGGCUAGCUCAUUUAUUCAUGCUGACAUAUUUACAACUGUUAAAACCCCGUCAUUUGGUAAAUGUUAGGUUCAUCAAAAGGUGUAACUUGACCAUAAGAAAUCCCAUCGGCCUGAAACGAUACAUGCAUGUUGUAUAUAUAUAUAACUUAUCCCCCACCCGCACAAACUGCUGAAUAAAAACUAGUAACAAAACCCACAAAAUAUCAUAAAUCAAAUAUUUGAAUCCAUUUGUCUAAGUUUGAAACUUACUUCAUAACAACACUAAAUAAAAAAAGUACAUGAUGUACUUGGAAAUCUUUAGUCCAAAACUUUAAAAAUGAUGGUAAAAAAAUUUUAGUAGUAUACAAUAAGAGUUUCGAAGAAAGAUUAAACCCUUUUUAUAUCUUUGUAUAACAUAGUUUGUAAUGUGACAGUGAAAACUUACAGCUCUUGAUUUUGGACUUAACAAUAAAGUAUCAAUUAAUGAUAAAACAUUAAAUGUCGAAGUGUUAUAAAGAUUUUUGACGAAUCUUCAUAUAUUUCGGAUGUAAACAAUUACUCACACCUUAUUUUGAAAAUGAUUAAAUCCUGAUACACUACUUUCCGAAUACAUCGAAAUCAUUUUCAAAUCUUAAAAAUGUCUCUGUCUUUAAUGUUCCAGAAUAAAGUUUGUGGUUGGUUACCUAUUUGAUAUUCAUUUGUGGUUAUAUGAAACAUUGUUUGACUCUAAAGUUCAUCAACUGGUUUAUUUUAAAUUCAUUUUUUAGCAUCAUCUUACAUGUCUUAAUACAUUUUUUUAAUCUACCAGCCUGUAUUGACAUCUUACUAAUAAUUUUCACACAUAUUCAUAAAUAUUUUAUUUACAAUGUACUGUGGAUUCAUUUAGUUUUGUGGGUAUCAAUUUUCGUGGAUUAAGGAAAACUUGCAUAUUCGUGAAUAUUUUAGGUCGUGGUUUUGCCGAAGUCUGCACACAAGUCUAUUAAAACAUUGUUAUUCGUUGAACAUUUAAUUUCGUGGUUCACCUGUACCCACGAAAUCCACGAUAGCAUAAUGUAGAUACGCUUGUCUUUAAAGACGACACGAGAUAACAUCAUUGAUUACAAUGAAAUCGAUUACUCUGAUCUUCCAGGUAGGUGCUUUUCAUUGAUUUUGAUUCAAAAUAUGCAUCCGUACAACAAUGUCCAAUUGUACAUUAAAGCAAUUAACUACUAUCUAUUAAUUAUGUAAUAGCCUUACUGUAAUUCUGAUUAAUUCGAUUACAAUGCCAUUUUGUAUUGGAUUAAACAAAAAUGUACCAAUACUUAUUAUAUGCUGGUAUUCUGAAUAAAGCUUAAUUACUUUU